This is a messenger RNA of Penicillium robsamsonii, 183 nucleotides long. RefSeq lists its product as uncharacterized. The record is from RefSeq and is a predicted model, not a curated record. Lineage: Eukaryota; Fungi; Ascomycota; Eurotiomycetes; Eurotiales; Aspergillaceae. The transcript has a single exon. The coding region runs from base 1 to 183 and encodes 60 amino acids.
AUGUCACUUUCAUUGCGCGCCUUGGAUGGCCAGAGCCCGCUCAUCGGCGCUCUGUCAGCGCAGCAAAUCGAAUACAAAAGGCUACGCGCAAACACCCAUCAUGCGCUAGAGACCGAUCGAUUAUUUUUGCUGCCUCAGAAGGAUCCAUCCUGCACAGCGAUAUAUGUACCACUGCAUCUGUGA